CUUUGAUUGGACAUUGCGCACGAAAGCUGACCAUGAGCAAGCCCCCAGCGAGGAAACCCAAGAACCCAGACCUCCCAACGAGGUACUUGUACGUGGCCAAUUGCGCCGUGGGAGGCAGCCAUGGUGUUGGUGAAGCAUCUGUCCUAGCUGCGUUCAGUGCAUUUGGCACGGUGACCGACGUGUAUUCUCAGGACGAUAAGGGGUUUAUCUUGGUGACGUUUGAAGAAAUUGAAGCCGCUGUGCGUGCCCGCGAGGCCUUGUCUGGUGCAAUUCGAGACGACUUGGGUGGCCGCAAGCUGUUUGUGCAGUUUUCGAACGAAGCGCCGGCUGCAUCGUCGUCGCCAUCGUCUUUGCCGUGCACGUCAUCGACUGCCCAGGUCGUGAUUCCAGGGUUAUCCAUCAUCGAAGGCUUUCUCUCGCCGGACGAAGAAGCCACCAUACUUGACGCGAUCGACUCGCGACCAUUCGAAACAUCGAUUCAGCGCCGGGUCCAGCACUACGGCUUUGCAUUUCGCUACGACACACGGGACGUCGACGCCGACGCGCCAUUGGGCCCCAUGCCAGACUUCUGCGCGUCGGUCUUGACGAGAUUGGAGCUUCUGCGCCCUGACAUUGCCACGCCCAACCAAGUCACUGUCAACGAAUACCUGCCUGGACAAGGGAUCGCCCCGCAUAUUGACACGCCGGGAGUAUUUACCGAGUACAUUGCGUCGCUCUCGCUCGGCAGCGACAUCGUGAUGGACUUUCGGCUGGCGUCCAACCCAAAUAUCGUCAAGCACUUUCUCUUAAGACGAGGCUCCAUGUGCCUCAUGGUCGGUGAAGCACGGUAUCUCUGGAAACACGGCAUCGCGUAUCGAAAGUAUGACCUCAUUCAAGGCAGUCUGGUCGAACGAGGCCGGAGGCUGUCGUUGACGCUUCGCAGAGUACACGUCGAAUCGAGUCGGAUGACUUGUCACAGUCUCACAUAGGUCGUGCUGGACGGUGGCGAUCAAGUGGAGUCCCUUCAGAGUGUGCAGCGGCCAAGUGCCGUCGAGAUAGAGCACGUGCACGGGGUGUACGAUAGCAUAGCAUCGCAUUUUAGCCACACUCGGCACCAUCCAUGGCCGCUCGUUGCGUCGUUCUUAGAGUCGCUUGCCCCGGCAUCCCUGGUCGCUGACAUUGGCUGCGGCAACGGCAAGUAUUUGGGCAUCAACAACGACCUGAUGAUGAUUGGAUCCGAUCACAGCAUCCCCCUCCUCACAGUCUGCGCCCAACGGUACGGAACUAUCCGUGCUUGUCGUUGGUUUUGACGUUCAUUCCAUUGCAGAGCCCAUGAAGUGUUUGGGUCCGAUGGGCUCGCGAUGCCGCUACGCUCAGGGGCAUUUGACGCAGCGAUUUGCAUCGCCGUGCUACAUCACAUGUCCACAAUCGAGCAUCGACUGCAAAUUUUGCGGUAGGGAUAUGCGAUUUUGUUCGCGCGUCAUUGCCGAGGACUCGUAGAGAAUUGGCGCGCAUUGUCCGUGUCGGCGGGCUGAUCUAUCUUGUUGCGUGGGCAUUUGAGCAAGACGACCUGUCGAAGCGCCAGUUUAAGACCCAAGAUGUCAUGGUCGAGUGGAAGUUGCAGCAAAAGUACAUUGAUGCAAACGAACCCGUUCCGGCGCACGUGCAAAUGGACAACGAGCGCAAGUGGGCCGUGUACCAACGGUACUGCCACGUAUACAAAGACCUGGAGCUCGAGAUGCUUGUGCGCCAGGUCCCAGGGCUCGUCGUGGCCAAAAUUGCAUCGUCGCAAGGCAUGUCGUCGUUCGAUGACAUCUUCGGCGAGUCGACGGACCUCAUGGGUGUGCCAUCGACUACUUCCGUGAGCGCUUCCAGUGCAUCCAUCUCCCUUGAAAGCUUGGGCCUCGAUGAUUUGAAUUUGGGAGACACGAAGCAGCCAACUCAACUCCCGCCGACGGCCAGUACGUCGGGAGAUCCGUCGGACUUUUUGGAUUGGUUGGACCAAAAGUCACCGACGAAAGCGUCGGACGUGCCCAUUGUCGUACCGACGGCGAAGGCACCAGCAAUAUCCGAUGCAGAUAUGUUCUCGCUCGACGACACUCCAUCACAAGCGUCGACAACGACGGAGGCGGCACCACAACCUCCUGGUAACCCAUUCGCUGCUCCGAUUCUUAGCAGUACAACACCGUCAACAGCAUCAUCAUCUCCUGCACCCGUAACACCUGUUCCAGCGACGGUUCUACAAACCGACAUUUGCGCGUUUUCAGCUUCUCCACCGAUGCCUGUCCAAUCCUCGAAGCAGCCCACCCCCCAACACUCGACAAACAAGUCCGUCGAAGCAGGAGGGCCAUCACAAACCAACAAUUCCCCUCCCCACUCUAACACCAGCGGGCCCUUGUCCAUGGGGCUCCCGCAUUCUAACUCGAACAACUCCCCCGUUGCUCCGAUUCAACUCUCAACAACACAAUCCACGGCAUUGCCACACUCCCAUCCGCGCAUCGAAGCUGUUCAGAUAGAAGGCGGGUCCAGACACAGCUCCUUUGAUUCAUUUACCAGCCAAACUCCAGUUGCAUCGGGUGCGGAAACUUCGUCGCCAUCUUUAAACACUACCAAGGCAAACGAUCAAUUGCGAGCCACGUACCGGCAAGCCGGCAAAAUCCCAGCAGCUGAGCGAUUGCAUUCAUGGACCGUGUUGCUCGAAGCAAAACCUUUGGACCCUGUGUCGACCCCUGCGACCGCAUUGACAGAAUUAACCGACGAGAUGAAGAAGGACGCCUUGGCAAGCUGCUCAGUGUUGUUUGGAGAUGCGGCAUUUUGCAACCUUCUCAAGCAAGAGGGGGUGCCGCUCGACAACGCGCGAUUGCUCAUGACGGAAAGCGUCGAGCAACUCUUGAGGGUGCUCGUGACGCACCACAAGAUGAUCAUGUCCAACCCGACACCUCUCAAACUCGGGUCGCUCUUUCUUCCCGUCCUGGCGUUGACGAGUGCUGACCCGUUGCGGCCAGACGUGUUUGGCGUAAUGGACGCUGUCUUAACGCGGCUCGUGCCGCCAUUGCACGUGACGACGGCAGCGAUCGCCAUGGCACGUCGGCCGCUUGUCAAGUUGCUCGUGUUGUACCACGAUCCAACAAUUGCAUUGCACCUUGACCAUACGUUGCCCCAAUGGAGCGACAGUGAGUCGGGCAUUUUGCCGGAUUCAUGGCUCGCUUCGCUUUUUGAAAGCUCGGACCACAAAAGCACGAUUCCGCUCGCCGCUCUGAGCAACAUUUGGGAUUGCUUGAUCGUGAACGCGAGCGCCACGUACCCCUCGAUCAUUGGCGUCUUUGUCGUGUUGUAUGCGAUCCUGCAGUCCAAGAAACGACUGCUGAGUUUGACUAACGCGACGUCGCUGCAGUCGGUCAUGAUGCAGCUCCUUGUGGAGACGCUGAGUCAGUCGCCGUCGCAGUUGAUGCAGCAGGUGCAAACUUUGAUAAACACGACGCCGUUUUCGUUUACUACCAAGCUGUGCGACGCCGGCAUGGACACCAGUCAACACACGGGUGAAAAAUCUAUCAGUCGCACGAAUUCGACUUCCAACGUUGUGGCAUCUCCCCGAACGGGAAGCAAAGAUCAACUCGAGUCGUCUGCAGCAACACAAUCUUCUGGAAACGCAAGCAUGUCAAAGUUUGGCGCGAGUCUCAGCUCCAUGAACUCCAAAUUUUUCGCCGGGGCGUCGAAAUUGACGGCCAGCAUCAUGAAAAACGAGUCCGACAAGUCCAGUGCUUCUUCCAGCGUGGCUACAAACAGCACCGGCAACAAUCGUAGCGACAGUUUUCACUUGGAAUCCACAGCGGUUUACUUUAGCAUGACGAUCUCGGCGUGCGAAGUGAUUCCGUCCGUCUUUCGAGGAUUCAAGUCGACUUGCACGGAAAAGAUUCGGUUCUUUAUUGUGGACUGUCGCCCCGAAGAAUACCUCGCGCGUGGACGCAUCCCGACGUCGUUUGCAUUCAACUCGGAGUCUGUCACGGACCCUGCAGCAUUCGACGCUGUGAUGGCCACGUUGCAACCGAUCAAGUCGUCGGUGCACAUUUGCAUCAUGGGUCAUGGCUACGCACGUCACGCCAACCACUUGAUCAAAGACCUCAACAUCCCCAAGUCGCUGGUCGCAGACAUGCUGGCCAAGGACGCCGCUCAAAUCAAUGACGCCGUGUUGUUUCUCGCCAAGCGAGGGUUUCCUUACGUGUCGGUGGUCGAGGGCGGGUAUGCUUCGACGCAUCGGUUCCUGUCCAAGUCUCGACUCUUUUCGCUGUCGGAUUUGACCGACCACGACCAAAAAGCGUGCGAUUUGUGUCAACAGGACGCGGCUCUGAAAACUCGAGGGCGCGCGUCGUCGGUGAGCCAUCACUCGGACGAAGAGGACGAAUACAUCCAGCGCACUGAAGGCGGUGUAUGUCUUGGUCGAUUUGGACCGGACGGCCGCAAAAAGGUCGUUACGGCAGGCACCAAGACUGGCCGAACCUCCAUCUCGUCGCCAUCCACUGCGUCAACUUAUUUCAACAACAUGACGAACGUGCUAAAGGACUCGACGAAAACGAUGGCGGCCGUGAGCAGCAAGACGCUCAAGGCUGUUCCUGGCUCGGACAAAAUGACAGACGCUCUCAAGGAUUCGCGAAACUGGAUGCUGAAAAAGACAGAGUCGAUUCAUUUGAACGAUGUGUCGACGUCGAUGACGUCCGGCAUGCGAUCCGUGGUCGAUGUAGCAGCCAACCCCGCCACCAUGCUAAAGAAAGCUGCCAAUUCAUUUGCGAAUUCUCUUGGCAAUGCAGAACCCCCUAUGAUCCCUCCUACGUCGUCCCCUGGUCAUUCCUCUCACACAUCGUCCGUUCCAGCUGCGGCGCAAAGUAGUUGCGCCUCGUCAGGCUCUUCAACGGUAAAGAAACCUUCGUCCAAGGCCAAAGAAGCAGUCUUUUCAAUCGAUGAUGACGACGACGAAGAGGAUGAGGCCGAUUCGUUUAUGGGGGAUGCCAACAUACAUGACACCGACCACACUAGCGCCAUGACUCCGCCCCCAUCAAGUGUCGUCGUGCACACUGUGUCCAAGCAUGAGGUCCACGCGUUGAAGAAAGGGAUGCAAAUCCGAAUGGUCGAUCUCCUUCCCCUCGUGUCGUCCCCACUGUUUUCGUGCUACAAAAAGAAAGCCCGAGGCACGGAGACGCUGAUGCUGCCACGUCAUGUCGUCAUCGCUGAAGACCAUGUUCUCGUGCUCAAGGCCGACAAGGUACAGGACGACGUGAGCUACGUCCGGUCGUGUCACCAUUUGAGUCACAUUGCGCGGAUGACGUGCAUGAAGAAGAAUGCGCUCAUGGUGACGUUCUACCUCAGCUUUGACGGGAAGCAGAAGCAAAAAGCGUACGAAGUGCAGCAACGAGAUGCAUUGAUCAAGGUCAUUCGGACGUCGAUGGAAUCGCUAGCCGCUCAAAAGGAAAGCGACGAGGACAGUGCUGCGUAGAAGCGUCCACGCUCGUCUGAAUCUCUAAACCCCUCGCUACAUCAACUACAUGCCUGAUCUCGUA
Messenger RNA from Aphanomyces invadans, 5531 nucleotides. RefSeq lists its product as hypothetical. The record is from RefSeq and is a predicted model, not a curated record. The transcript is spliced from 12 exons. Bases 1583 to 5467 code for a protein of 1294 amino acids. NCBI's taxonomy places the organism in Eukaryota, Oomycota, Saprolegniomycetes, Saprolegniales, Verrucalvaceae. Gene Ontology annotation, cellular component: trans-Golgi network. Gene Ontology annotation, biological process: retrograde transport, endosome to Golgi.